Molecule: messenger RNA, 8461 nt
Organism: Drosophila melanogaster (fruit fly)
Lineage: Eukaryota; Metazoa; Arthropoda; Insecta; Diptera; Drosophilidae
Gene: Dab
Product: disabled
Exons: 10
Coding region: 553-7227 (2224 amino acids)
Cellular component (GO): presynapse; cytoplasm; cytosol
Source: RefSeq, marked reviewed
AGUUUUCCCAAAAAAGAUCAACAAUGGCCGAGAGAGCUGCUCGUUUUCUGUACUGUAUUUUGCGCCACAAAAAUCACUAAAUAAUAGAGUGAAAUCUAUGUGUACACACGAGUGCCUCAAAGAGUGUGUGUGUGUGUUUUUGUUUAUUAUUUCAAUUGAACAAACUGCGACAAUCCAGUCCAGUCGAAAAAGAGAGUCACCGUGAGAGCAUUCGAAUCGUUUCCACGCUCUCAUUCGCUUUUAUUCAUUCCAUGAUCGCGCAUCGUUCUCCGCUAGAAUUUAAUUAAAUCUAUAGCGUCGCGAAAAAUCGUUGUGGAAUUUAUGUAUUGUUUGUCCCCCAUUGUGUGCCCCCUCCAGCACCAACACCCUCUCGUCAUCGUCCGCGUCCCAAUGGAAAUGUCAACACACACACACACAACAGAGAGGCCCGGAAUGCUACACUGAUUCUGUUGACACUUCGGUGACCAGAGUUCCAGAAUUCCAGAGUUUUUCCAGCCAGCGUUUUCCCAAUGAGCAGGAGCAGUACCCACUGAGACUUCGGCCGGGCGAAACAUGGUCAAGUCCCUGGUGGCCAAGUUGUCCACAGCCUCCUCCAAUCUCUCGUUGGCCAGCACCUUUGGCGGCGGCAGCGGCGCGGCAGAGGAAACGAAUUACGCAAAACAUCGCAAUGAUCCGGGACGCUUUUUCGGCGAUGGCGUUCAGUUCAAGGCAAAGCUCAUCGGCAUUCUGGAGGUGGGCGAGGCCCGAGGUGAUCGGAUGUGCCAGGAGGCGCUGCAAGAUCUCAAAAUGGCCAUCCGGGCGGCUGGAGAGCACAAGCAGCGGAUAACCAUCCAUGUGACCAUCGAUGGUCUGCGGCUGAGGGAUGAGAAAACGGGUGACUCCCUGUACCAUCAUCCGGUGCAUAAGAUCUCCUUCAUCGCGCAGGAUAUGACUGACUCGAGGGCCUUUGGCUAUAUCUUCGGAUCGCCGGACAGUGGUCACCGGUUCUUCGGCAUCAAGACGGACAAGGCGGCCAGCCAGGUGGUGCUGGCCAUGCGCGAUCUCUUCCAGGUAGUUUUCGAGCUAAAGAAAAAGGAGAUUGAGAUGGCGCGCCAGCAGAUCCAGGGUAAGUCCCUGCACGACCAUUCCAGCCAGCUGGCCUCCCUGUCGUCGCUGAAGUCCUCCGGCCUGGGUGGCAUGGGUCUGGGCCACUCGGAUUUGGCCAGCGGAGGAAUCUCAUCCGGCCAUGCCCUCACCCUGCUGGGCAGUAGUCUUAGCACCACGAAUGGAACGAGCAGGCUGGGCGUGAGUCUUGACGUGGCCAAGGCAUCCGGAUCGGCGGCCAAAGAGGUCUCUCCGGAAUCCGUGGCCGAUCUUGUGGACUUGGAGCAGGAGCUUACCUCGCUUCAGCGGGGAAUCAGUCAGAUGGAACGGAUAACGCCAAACGAGCCGACCACCAGUAGCACUGGUGGUGCUGGCCAUCCAUCUCUAGCGAAAUCAGCCAGCGAGGACGAUCCUUUCGGAGACUCGUUUAUCUAUGUGCCCUCGUAUAGCAUACUGCCACCGCCACCUGAUUCCGGACGCAACAGGCACAAGCCGCCCAACAAAACACCUGAUGCGGUGACCAGUUUGGAUGCAAUGCUUUCGCCACCUCCUGGUACAAGUAGCUCCCACGGCUCAGCCUCCGCUGGACUACAGGCUGCAGAUAACGACGAUGACAACUGGCUGCAGGAACUGGACCAACAAAAUGAUGUCUUCGACACGUCCAAAGUGGUGAGCAGCAGUGGAUUGGGUUCGGUUUUGGCCAUGGCUCCGCUGGCCUCCAGCGAAUCCACGGCCACUCCCACCCAACAACUGACGGAGGUUGCUGCAGGAUCUGGACCUCUGGCUGAUCUGGAUAUUGGACUAAGUACGGCCUUGGGAAAUGAGGAACAGACCUCCACCAUUUUGUCAUUGGAUGCGUUCACGGAUUUGGAUCCGCUAGGCACAGGACGCACCAGGCCGUAUGUCGAUAAGAAAUACUUCUUCCAAGAGCUGAAGAAUCCGCCGAAGAAGCUGCUCAAGGAGCUCAGCUCCGGCAGCCAGGCGGGUCUCGGUCUGGGUCUCUCUCUGGGUCAGUUGGAUGGCCUCUUUCCGGAGGAUAGCACCACCAUCUCCACAACCACCACCACAGCUACUAACAUCACCGCAGGAAAUCCGCAACAGAACUCGGCUAACACACUAACAUCCACCGCUAGCACCGCCGCCAGUCUGGGACAGCUCCUGUCCACGGUUGCUCUCAAUCCCGAUCCGCUGCCCGCUCCCAUUUCCAUACCCACAUCUAUUUCCCAUUCGAUCACCCCGAGCGCUGAGCUGAAACUGUUGCUUGGCCAUGUCACUAAUCCACCUAAUCCCACCGGCCACUAUUAUACCACAGAACCGCCAACGCUGAACUCGCUGGAGAAUCCCCAUCCGCCGGCGGAUCCCGUACUUCUGCCCAGGGAUACGGAUCCGUUCUCGCCCACUCGGAAAAAGAGCGAUCCAGAUCCCUUCCAGGAAAGCGAUCUCUUUGCCAAACUGGAUGCUUUCGAGUUCGAGGCUCCGCCGGCGGUUCCAGCUCCCUCGAUUCCAAAUUUGGCCACGGAGACAAAAGCGAAUGUAUUCAAUGGACCACUUCAGGUGCAAUUGCCACCAGAGAAGGAGUUGCAGCUUCAGCAGCCUCCGAGUACGGUGAGGAACCGUCCCACAGCAUCUGUUUCCGCACUUCCAAGUGGCGGAGCCCUUGAUGUGAUCUCCAGUAUAAGCAACAAGAAGAUGCCGCACCUUUUUGGCCAGGCCAGAUCAUUUGGCAAAUCUGGUUCGGAUAUUGGUUCAAGUGUUAACAUGCGCCGCCUGCAGGAGAGCGAUUCGUUGAGUGAAACAGAGGCAGCUCCCGAGCCACCGCCGCGUCCAGACUCGACUCCGUACUCGGAACCUCCGCCCCUGCCACCCAAGAAGCAGUUCAGCGAUCUGGUCAUCCGACCUUCACCUGCAAAUACCACUCAACCGCCAACUAGCGGAAGGUAUGAGUAUUUGAACAGUAAUGUCACGGCAAGAAGGACUGCCUCCUCCGUUGACGCACCACCCAUUCCAUUGCCAUCGCGCCGUGUUGGUCGCUCUGAUGGCUGCUUUCCGGGUCCGGGAAGGCCAAGAAAACCUGGACACACCGAGGAUGAUUAUCUAGCUCCGUUGGGAGCUCCACCGCCAUUGCUGCCGCCACCCAGCCAAGGAUCCUCGGCUCGCGCGAGACCUCAACGGCAGGCUUCGCUAGGCAGGCCGCAGGAUAUCUACGAAAACAAGGCGGAGAUUCUGCAGGCUCAAGCACAGGCGCAGGCCCAGGCCCCGGAAGUAGCGCCCUCUAGCAAUACCUUGGCUCCCGAUAUCACCCUAACUCAAUUGCUCACCCUGGGAAUGGAUGAUUUGGCUAUCAAACUGAACGUUCCCGCCAGCAAACUGAGCACCAUGACUCUGGUCCAGUUGACAGCCUAUCUCUCCGAGUAUUUGUCCAGUGAAAAAAGCCAAGUUCACAGUCAAGAGAGGAGAUCUUCGCCAGCAAACACAGCUCCUGCACCAGCUUCCACGGCAGCUGUGUUUAAGGUUAAUUUUGAUCAGCAGACCUCCUUUGUGGCCAAGUUCGACGACACUUUUGGCGAAGACGAACCAGUGAUGCCUUCGGGUUCUUCGGACUCCACCUUUGUGGCUAACUUCGCCAACUUUAACGAUGCACCAACUCCGGUGCCGACAGUAUCGCCAGUUGUUGCGACAGUGCCCUCAGCAGAUCGGUAUGCCGUAUUUCGCGAGAUCAUCGAUCAGGAGCUUCAGCAGCAACAGCAGGAAACGGAUCUUAUGGGCGAUUUGACACCACCGCCAGUGGAUGAGACCCAGGCCAAGGAAAUUUCAGAGGGCUUGGAGGUGAACAAUGUGGGUGCGGAGCUACCAAUUGAUGCCUUAGAUGUCAAACCUGCGCCGAAGAUUGACACAAAAAUCACCGAAGUUGUCGCCCAGGCCAAAGAUCGUUACGCAGCUCUGCGGGACAUAAUCCUAGUGGAGAAUCUCUUUGAUAAACCAGCAAUAGCAACCGACACUCAGCCUGAGAAGGAAAAGGAUCUGUUGCAAGACUUUCCUGAGUUCAGUGAUGAGUUCAACGAGGAUCAUGACCUUCGCCAAAUUAUGGAUCAUCAGAAUGUUCAGACUCAUGCCCGCGAUCGUCAUGGCUUGGUCGACAGCAGGGGCUUUCCAACAGAGCCUUCGUCUUCCGCUCUGACCGUGGGCGAUUAUGAUGAGGACGAGGAUGCUGAUGCGGGUGGUGAGAGCAGUCUAGAUAGCAAUGAAAAGGACGCAGAGCCUGUCAGCGGUCAGGAUCAGUAUGAAAAGCUAUCCACGUCGACGCAACAACUAGAUGCAGCUGCUCCGGCUCUAGAGGAUGUGCAGCAGCUGCAGCAGCAAUCCCUGCCUCCAAAGCAGGAUCAAAAAUUCCUCUCCAUCCUAACGGCUCCCGGUGGUGGAACGAAAGAUGACAUCGAGAUCGACGAGCUCAUGCAUCGUGCAAUUUCGAAUCUCUCCCUGGACUCAAGGGAUCGAGUUUCGCCCGCCACCUCCUCGGCAGCUCCAUCACGUGGGGCUCCCGGCUUGCACACGCCCUCGCAAUUCAAUGAUGUCAGCACGUCGCCGAUUCCCCUCCAGAAACCAGGCAUGGGCCCAUCGCCUGUGCCGUCGCAGCUUUCGGCCGUGUCCCAACUCAUCGAUACCGCAACCAAACAAAUGAUGGGCGACAAGGAUCGGGAAAAGCAAUCCUGGGCUACAUUCGAUUCCCCGAAGGCAAAAGGCAAGGCUAGGCUAACGCUUCCGCCGCCACCACCUCCUGCAUCCAACACUUCGCAACCGGAUACGGUAGAAUCGCCUUGCAGUUCGGAUCCCCGGGAUGACGGCUGGUCAAAGCAACAGCGUCGUUGGGCGAAGAAGGAGCGCCAGCAGACAUCCUCAUCAUCCCGAGACCUAAGUCCCUGGGACGAUGAAACGCCGGAGUAUCUGAAGCGGCGACAGUUGGCCGCCGCUCAAAUGGCUCAUCCCCAUCAGCCCCCUAUGCAAGCUCCACCUCAGCAUACGGAUCGGCAUGGAUACUACAUGCGACACGCCAGGCGAAUGAACUCUUGCGACGAGGACUACGACUACGAUGGGGAAUUCGUUGCACGCCGAGAUCAGCCACAACAUCAACAGCAGCAGCGAAAGUUCAAGCACGGACUUUCUCGCAGCAGGGAUAACUUUGAAUUGGAAUCCCCCAGCUGGUAUCAUCACCCGGCGCACCACACAUGGUCGCCUCAGGAGAUUGAGCAGGUGCGCGUACGAUCUUUCGAUCGUACUGCUUACGAGCGAUCCAGCUAUGGCCCACCGCCACCCAUCUACGACAAACGUGGACAACUGAGAGGCAAAUAUCGCGGAGAUCACAGGGAUAGGGAACGAGAGCGUGAUCGCGACCGAGAGUAUCGGGAUUAUGCUCGUCCAAGCUACGAUUUCGACUACGAAAACGUCUACGAGGAGCGUGGAGGUCGUUCACCGUUGGCCUACAAGCCAGGAAGAGGUGGUGGUGAUUAUCUGUAUGACAGAGAAAGGGACAGGGAUCGGGAGCGCGAUCGAAAAUCCUUCGAUCGGGAAAGUCUCGAGUCCUAUGAGAGCGCCACCCGUCGUCGUCGCAGUUUUGGUAGUGGAAACGAUGUUUAUGGCAGCCUAGAUAGUCGCGAUGAUUACCGUGGCGAUAGGGAAAGGGAUCGUGAACGUGAUCGCGAGCAGAUGAAGACCCGUUCAUUACGAAAGCCAACAACUACGUCUGGAAAGCUCCGGAUAAGUGGCGACAUUGAUUACGAGCAGGACUCGGAGCAGGACUUCCAGCAGCGAUCUGGAGUACGAAGCCUGCAGCGUCCCAAUCAGCUAGGCGGUGAUGUGGUGCUGCCCUCCAAUGCGGUAGUGGGUCCACAGCGAUUGCGCAAAAGCAGCGGCUCCAGUCCCUGGGACGGAGAGGAACCGGCCUUGCCUGGUCAGAAAUCUUGGAAGCGUCCAGCCAGCGCUGCUGAAACCGAAAGGCGACUGGCUGAGAGUCGCAGAGCGGUAGCUUUGGGUCAAACUCCCUCCGAUGGAGAAAAAGAACGAAGAUUCCGCAAGAAAACCCGAGCCCGCAGUGCCAAAGAUUUAGCCACCGUCGGUGCUCCCAGCGCUAGUACUUCUGCCCCGUCCAGAUCGAGCUAUGGGCGUGGCAUCAGGGAUAACUAUGACUAUAUAUGUCCAGGCCAGCGUAACGAUGACGACGACGAUGAUGAUGAGGACUACGUGGAUGAUGAACCGCCAACGGAUGAGGAUAAGUUCGAGAGGUUGAACCGCCGGCGACAUGAGAUGCACCAGCGGAUGCUGGAGUCCGAACGUCGGCAAAUGGAACGCCAUCAGCCGCCAUCGCUGGCGAAGCUUCCGGGCCAGAAUCGUACACGAGGCGUCGUGGCUAACAGUGACUAUGGUUUUGUGGACAGUUACGAGCAGACUCCAACUCCCACGCCACGUUCGAAUGCCAGUAGCACUGGACCGGGUGGCCUGAUGAUGAGUGGCGGGGAGUCCUCCGCUGGAGUUACAAGUUCCAAGUUCAAUUUUGACGAUGGAUUUGAGUCAGAUUUUAAUCAGAGCUCUCCGCCGCCGGCGCCAGCAGGUACCGCCUCCAGUUGCAAUUCCACGCCGGCGGGUCCAGUUUCGGCAAAUGCGAACAACGGCGGAUCGAAGAGCCUGUUCCGCUUCUCCAAUGAUUUUUCGGAUCGCGAGAAACGGGAGCAGUUUGAGAUGGAUACACCGCCAACCUCAACACCACCAAUUACGCAAAAACUGCGAUUUGACGAUAAUGUUAAGGUCUCCCAAUUCGAUGAUGCUGCCUUUGAGGAUGACUUCGCCAAGGCAUCAUUCGAUUUUGAAAAGGAACAAGCGGGUUCUGCCACAGCAGGUGCCGGAGGAUCUGGUGCUAUGAGCAGGAAGCAAAAUAUGCGAACCAGCAAGCUGCAGCAGCGCCAGGAGCUCAUCAAGAAAUCCGAGUCGGUAAACAUAUUUGCCAAAAAGCAGGAGGAUCCCUUCGAGGAUGACGAGUUCUUUAAAUCACCAGACCAGGAACAGGCCAUGGAUCAGCACAAUGAUGACACUGAGGGCGGCAAAUUUCAGUGGAGCGAGGACGCGAACUUUGCAAAGUUCGAUGAAAACAUGUGAUUUGACCAACUGUUUGCCAAGGCAUCGGGGCAGCGACCGGAUCCGGACAUCGAUAACCACAACUAUGCGGAGAUCGAUGUGGUCAACGACACGGACUUUUCAUUUCUGGCCAAUCUCAAUCACUACUAUCAGCAGCAGCGACUGCACAGCCUGCGACAGAGCUUGAAUCGCCAUGUUUACUGCAACUUGCCAGUCCAGCAGUUGCAGGAGCAAGUGAAUCAGCCGAUGAAGAAAUCCAUCGCCACAUCUACAAGUCCCUGGCAUGAGCCAAAGGUCAAGUCGAAGCCGCUGCAGCAGCUGCUGAGGAAGCCGAAAAAGUGGAAACUCAAGCGCACCCUAGAUGACUUUCUAAAGUGUCUGAUUAUUGCGUCCUCGGAGCAUGUGUACGAUUAUGAUGUGCUGUGGUAGGAUUGGCGGAUUGGGAAGAUGAGGAGCAGUCUUAGAGAAGAGAGAGAAAUAAAGAAACCAUACGAUAUUUAAUUCGCCACAUAUAUCUAGUCAACUCAAUCGCCAUUUAAACUUGCAAUAUCGUAACACUCCAACGAGGACUGUAGAGUUCCCUCUUACUCCCAGUUCUGCCCAAGCCAAAACAUCACACAGCUCUGAUCCUAUUCCAAAGCCAGAUUGUAUAUAUAGAUUUAUCCAGCAGUCGAUUCCAAGCAAGCCAUAGAGAAAACUUAAACGAGAACAAGUGUUUGUUAAAGCUACUCCCCACUCGUCAAAUAACGAAAUACUCACGCCCCCGCCCCGAAUCAUCAAUCGAUCCGCAAAUCGAAAGCAACUAAUUAAUUGCCUAUGCUAGAUGUCGUCUAUUCCAUAUAUAUCGAAUUAUCCAAAGUGCAACCAUUGUGCUAGCAUACAAUACCACAUAUAUUCCUAGGGUACGUUUAUGUUUUUGCAUACUACAAGCAUAAUUUGUAUGAUUGUUUGAUUACAUAGUUAACUAACGACUAAUUAGUUUAAUUCCACGGCAAUGUGUUUUUAUGAUUUGACUAUAUAUUAUACAUAACUAUAUAUUUAUACGUAACUGAACAAGCAACUGAAACUGAACGAUCAAGUAACUCCCAAACAGCUAAAUAAUAUACGAUAAUUAUACAUACGAACCUAUUCUUAUACAUAUAUAUGUAAUGCAAUUAUACGAAUACGAUAGUUAUUGUCAAGUCCCUUUGUGUAGGGGAUGUAAAAAUUGGUUUUUGUCCCGUCAUUUUGUUCUAUUAAUUAAACUGUGAGAAGC